This is a messenger RNA of Acipenser ruthenus (sterlet), 3089 nucleotides long. Its product is annotated as prolargin-like. Gene Ontology annotation, molecular function: protein binding. The record is from RefSeq and is a predicted model, not a curated record. Bases 151 to 1260 code for a protein of 369 amino acids. NCBI's taxonomy places the organism in Eukaryota, Metazoa, Chordata, Actinopteri, Acipenseriformes, Acipenseridae. The transcript is spliced from 3 exons.
GAGAAUGAGAGAGAGAGAGAGAGAGAGAGAGAGAGAGAGAGAGAGAGAGAGAGAGAGAGAGAGAGAGAGAGAGAGAGAGAGAGGAAGACAGAGGGGAGUGAGAAAGCAAGAGAGACCAGCAGCGCCUGCUGUAACACAGGAUCCAGUAUCAUGAGAGCCCAUCUAGGAUAUUUCCUCCUUCUCAGCCUUCUUCUGAUUGCUGUGGUGCGUGGUCAGAGACGAAAACCUCCUAGACCAACCCCACCACAGAGGAGACCAGCACCACAACCAGAGCCGCAAGAGCCGACUGACUUCCCUCCGCCCAUUUUGGGUCCUCCUUCCAUCUUUGAAGACUGCCCCAAGGAGUGCUACUGUCCCUCGGAUUUCCCCAGCACCCUCUACUGUGACAGACGCAACCUGAGGAAGAUCCCCAUCAUCCCACCCAGGGCUCACUAUCUCUACCUCCAAAACAACUACAUAGACGAGGUGACAGAAGAAGCCUUCAAGAAUGCUACCGGGCUGAAAUGGGUUAACAUGGACAACAACCGGAUCAAGAAGGUGGACCGCCAGGUCUUUGAGAAGCUGCAGAACCUUCUCUUCUUGUACAUGGACAAGAACAAUCUCCAAGAGGUGCCCAAUUUCCUACCUCCCAACCUGGAGCAGCUUCGUCUGAGCAGGAACCAGAUCUCCAAGAUCCCUGCCGGAGUGUUUAAUAAGCUGGAGAACCUGGCCAUGCUUGACCUUCACCAUAACAAGCUGAGUGACAGCGACCUGGGCAAAAACAUCUUCAAGGGCCUCAAGAACUUGGUUCAGCUGAACCUGGCACACAACAUUCUGAGAAAGAUGCCGCAGCACGUGCCACAUAAUAUCUACCAGCUGUUCCUGGAUCGGAAUAACAUUGAGGACAUUCCCAAAGAUUAUUUCAAAGAGUUCCCAAACCUGACCUUUGUCAGGCUUAAUUACAAUCAGCUGACCGACAAAGGGGUGCCCAAGAGGAUUUUUAACAUCUCCACUCUGUUGGAUCUUCACCUUGCCCACAAUAAACUCAACAGUGUUCCCAUUUUUAAUUCCAAGUUGGAGCAGUUGUAUCUCAACCACAAUAAUAUCGAAAGCAUCAAUGGCACAGAGCUCUGCCCAUAUCCUAUCAUGACCAUCGAUAUGAGUAACGAGGAUCACGUCCCUCGUCUGCGCUACCUGAGGAUGGAUGGGAAUGCAGUUCAGCCUCCCAUUCCAAUGGACCUCAUCAUGUGUUUCCGACAUCUGAAAUCCAUCGUCAUCUAAACCGCACAUCACUUCUAUUUUCUAAGAAACGACAAACUUGUUUUCUCUUGAAAACCUUCUCUGCUAAAGGCCAAGUGCCUUCAGAACUGUACUUCACUAAACGUAAGCCUUUUGAGUGCAUUGUGUAUCAGAUAUAAAAAUGAAACAAAGCAAUCAAACCACAUUCAUAAACAGCUUCACUCGUUCUAGAACCCAACUCUUUUAAUAUCUAAGUUAUUCUGAAAGUGUAGACAACAGCCCAUGCAUUCAUGAGCUUUAUUAACUAUUGUUUUUGUAAGUUUGUUUUUAAUAAAAAAAAGUAAUGCAGAUGUACUUUGCUUUAUUUCAUGCCGUUUAGAAACAGAAGACAUAUAGUGGUCUCAGAAACAGGUAAAUCUGUACUGAAGUCAACUUGGUAUUUUACUAAAUCAAGUGGUAUUUAGUACAGUUUUUUUUUAUCUGCAUGUCUAAUACAACGCUGGACCUUAAAAGGUACAGUGUUUGACAAAAGUAACUUUUCUGAAAGACUCAAGUACAGUAUACUGCACUAAGUAGCUUGCUUGAUGUUUAGCUAGAACAUGUUCUGCACAAACAAAACUCAAGUUUUCAGUGGUUGAUUGUACAUUCACGAGUGGAAGAGUUAGUUGCUAGAUCUUAGUGAUCGCUUAUUUAAUCUCGGACUGUAUAUUUAUAAAUGAGACUGGCUCUGUUAGAAUGUAUACAUAGCUGUACGUUAUGUAAAAAUAUUGUUAACUUGUCUGCAUAACAAAUGGUCCAUGAUCUCACAGUGGGAUGGAGCUUGGACCCACAGAGAACUUGCUGUUGUUUUUGUUUUUUUAACACAACCUAUAUACUAAAAACAAGACUGCAUAGGACAGCCAGAUCAAGCACAAUAUUAAAAAUUAAAUAAAUAACACUUGAAAACUAGUCUUGGUUCAGCUUGGUUCCAGUAGAUAUGUAUUUCUGUUCUUGGUUUGCAUCACUGUAGGUAAAUUGCUUUUGUUUCCCCUACUGUAUCUCAUACUCCUAACAGCCCACUCUCCUCUUGUGUGGUUGUACUGUCCUUCUCAGCAGAUUACUCUCUACAAUACACAAGAGCAGCAGAAUGAAAGUAUAACAGAUGGGAUGUGGUUUGAGUUCAGCUGCUGUCACCUUACAUAAAGCAUCUAGAGAUUCCGACCCCCAGCCUCCUGGUUUGUAUUCAGACUCACAGCGACUACAGCCAUCUGCAAGAUUGCCAGAUUGACCUCUCUAACAUGAAAGUGAUGCAAAAGAAGUUUACUGUCCAGUAGAUUAUUAUACUGUUUGAUCUGGGAAUUACCCACCCACUGUGAUUCAGCAUUUAAUACUUCCCAGAGUAUGAGUCAUUUAUCAGCACUUUGGAAAACACGCUAUACCCCGAUAGGAGUUCUGAGACUGCCUUCUCUAUAUUACCAACUGAACUAGCUUUCUUCUGGGGUCUGAUAUGACAUUUCUGUUGACUUUUUCGUGACCCGCUUAGCUUUUCAUUUUCCGAAGUUUGUAAAUGGGGGUAAAGGCUCUAAAAGUGGAGAAUUACUAAUUUCAUCCUUAAACACAAAGGGAAUGCCCAUGGUAAUUACAGUCCUUUUCACGUAUAAUUAGAGCCACUAAAUUCAGCUACACAGUGGUGGGAAACCAUUCCUCGUUUUGUAGCUAUUAGGAUGAUACUGCAUGGCAACUGUGGUGUUCAAAUCACAUUAAACAUCAACUGAAAGUAGAAUAUCAGAGCUUCCUUUACCGUUAAAGAAGACAGAACUAACCAGUUCCAGCGAGUCUCUCCUACAGUAAUAAUAACAAUCCUAGGUCUUGUAUGCACAUGUUAUAAUAAA